Molecule: messenger RNA, 3065 nt
Organism: Porites lobata
Lineage: Eukaryota; Metazoa; Cnidaria; Anthozoa; Scleractinia; Poritidae
Source: the annotation of a GenBank genome assembly
AUGAGAGAUCACAUCAGUGACAUAGCAUUGCACCCUCACAACCUCAUUGCGUUGUUGUUUUCUUCGCGAACGGUACAUGGAAACUUCCAAGGACGAAAAUGCCGAAUAAUAGACAAAAACCAAGGGACGAAUCCCCUGAAUUGGCAAGGAAAGGAAGAAGUGCCACGUAAAAUUCAGGAGCUACUGUUAGUAGAGGGAAAAAGCACUAGAAAAGAACACGACGAUGGAACUUUAGUUCCCACCUCUGACGUAACGUGCUCUAAUGAGCAGUUUCUGUCCUUUCGAACUUCGCUCGAGAGCGGCUUCACCACAAUGGGCAAAUCACUUACUAAAGCGAUUAAAGAUUGCUUUACUACUGUGGUAGAUAAAUUAAAUCCUCGAGACCAGGACGGAUACAACAUUGUCAUCAAAGAAGUAUUGAUCCAACCAGCAAUUCCAUUGUGGAACAAGCGUUACAGUUUCACACUUUUUAAGAAAGGUUUAGGUUUCAGUGCGCUGAACGCUGCAGAAACUGCACUUUCAUGCAUUAUUCAAGCAAAAACUACGGCAGGCUUAGAUAACUUUUUCAGGGACCAGGUAUUUGAAACGUUUGCUAAUCCAUCGGAAAGUAUGAAAAUCAGUAAUGAAACAUUUGGAAUCCUGUGUCUGUAGACUGACAUGACAAAGCAAAAUUGAAUACGGGUCAACUUCAGAGGUUAAAUGAUUCGAAGUAUAUGUUUGUGGAAAUAGAAUUCAAAAUGUUAGCUUUAUCAUUAUGGACUACUGUCUCAAAGAGCUGCAUAGCACCAUGUUAUUUUAAGUUAACUUUAACAAAAUGAGGAUUCGGAUUUGUUCUUUCGUAUUAUUAGAUCAAAAACGAUGUUGCGUGCUUAUGCAAUAGUACUUUAGGUGUUCUAUGUUAUUUUUCAGACCGAUCUCUUAACACUCGACAGCGGUAACCAUAAACAGAAAAUCAGAGAGUUUGAAACUAAAAUCCAGGUGAGAGGAAAAUAUCAAAAAUAACUAAAUUUCAGAGAGCUCACGCAGUCAUGCACGUUCAUGAUCUGAGUUGAUAAAGUCAAGUUACCUCCUUAACCUUUAAGCCCAAAUACACUCAUACAAACUAUUGUGAGUAACUAAUAGUCGUAGGUCGUGGGUACAAAGUCGUGGGUAAUGGGUAGCGAAGACCCACGAAACAAAAAGGAGAAGAGGUCCCUCAGGGAAGUGGGGUUACACCCCCAAGUUAGAAGGAGGCAUUUAUAGAAAAGUUAUAUUAGUAUGCCGAGUGGCAGAAGGAAAUAUUCUUGUACCGGCCUCUUAUUAUUAACAUGUAUCAUUAAAGAGCUCUGGAUGUGAAUCGAACUGACGACCCUCCGAGUUCUAAUUCGGAUGCUCUAACCACUGAUCUACUGGAGGCUUUAUGGCGAACAGCGUUGAAAUUUAAUUAUCAUUACACCAGUCAUACAGGACCCUUAUCGGGGAGUUGCUAGACAUUUUCACGGAGAAAAUGCAAGGGAAAUAUAUAACGAAAGAAAAGUCAAGUCAAGUCAAUUUUUGUUUAAACUCAUGGCACAGAAUAUUAAUUAAUACCGUACAAAUCAAUGCUUUUAAAUAUAAAAAUAAACGAUUGUGAAGAAAAAGAAAUUUUUCAAGUUUUAUUUCAUUGUGCACUGUACUUGAAAUCAGUGCAAAAUUCGCGAAAGUUGAGUCUCGUGAAAUAUAGUAAAAGUAAGCACGAUCAUUUCAAAACUUUUCGCUCCAUAUAAGGAAAUCCAAAACAGCCAUGGUUACUGAGUCAGUGGAACUUGGAUUCUCGGUUAGUGGGAUUCCAGAUUCCUUAAGCUGUAUUCCGGAUUCCUUGACAAGCAAAACUUUCUCAGAUUCCGAUUCCACAAGCAAAAUUUUCCCAGAUUCCAGAUUCCACAAGUAAAAAUUUCCCAGAUUCCGGAAUUGAGAAUCCCUUACAGUAGGCGAAACCUUUUUUUUUCUUUAUGGAAUGCAGGCCCUGACCAGCAGACUGAAUAGCGCCAAGGUGCACUGUGAUGAGAAGGGUACAGCUUGGGACCUAAAAUCAAAUGGUUACAUCAUGUUCUUAGACCUACAGAACGUUGAGUGUCCAAAUGGUUCUUUCUUGGCCAGAUUCCAACUUGUGAGGGAAGAAGACUAUCGCUCAGCCAGAGUUCGCUAUCUUUACCGUUGCUGCAAGUUUAUUCUGUAAGGGCGCGGGACAAACUUGUCCAGUCAACGUUGCCGUCAACUAAAUAAUAAUAAUAACAAUCUUUAUUGAGAUAACUUUUUCAUAUAAAAUAUGGUUUUAAAAAAGGAUCUCAUAAAAUGAUGUUUGUGUGGAAAAACGAAACCGUGGUUUUGCCCGCCCAAAAAGUGGCAGACUGUUAAGCUAAUUAGUGUAGGCAAUUAUGAGUUUAACUAAUUGCAGUUUAUAUGGCUGUACACUCUUUUUUGUAAGAAUGUUGUUUUUCCGUCCCAGGCUCAAUAUUCUUAUUUUUCUGUCGAUUUAAGGCUGAAACUGUUUCUUGCUAUUAUUCUUAAAUUUUAGCUUAUGACCUUUUCGUUCCAGAAUAUAUUGGGGUAUCAAUUAUAGUUAGUGCAGGUUUUUUUCGUUUUAUUGGCUAGUUUUGCUGUUUAGAUAAAGGAAUCAGUUAAAAAUAUAUAACUAUGUUGUACUUACAGAUUUUCAACGCACAAAACAAUAUCAUUUUCAAAAUCUCAGCCCGGGGUUUAUUCUUGAAAUAUUCUAAAAUUUUCGCAAAUUUCAGCCUCGAUAAUCUUAUGAAAAAAAUUCCGACCAAAAAAAGGAUUGUAUCAAAACAAUCUUGACUGCCUGUAAUUGGUGCAGCUUAGGUUCAAGCAAAGUGACAACUCUUUCUGUUAAACAUGGAUCUGUAGCUGGUUACAAUUAACACUAAAUAGCUGAAGAUUGCAUAGCAUAACAUAGCAAAACAUAGCAUCACAAUCACGGGAAAAAAACACACCCAGUAAUUCUGAUACCGAUCCAGCCUGAGGCCCGUUUCUCCAAAGUCCCGGUAACUUUUCGGGCCCGGAAAGCUGGUUUGAUGUUUACCAUG